This is a messenger RNA of Lathyrus sativus (Indian pea), 771 nucleotides long. The record is from the annotation of a GenBank genome assembly. NCBI's taxonomy places the organism in Eukaryota, Viridiplantae, Streptophyta, Magnoliopsida, Fabales, Fabaceae.
AUGGCUACUAUCUUUGGUUCCCCACCAAUUUCCUCACUCCCCCUUACCAGAACCACUCAUCUCAUCGCAUCUUCAUCACAAACGCCUCCACCACAACAACCUCAGCCCUCAGGUUCAUCCUCUUCACAACCACCAACAAAUUUGAAUGAAGAUCAGACAGUGCAAAUCUCUAUCAAUUCACAGCAACAGAGGCCUAUUAAACCAGUAGUGUCUUCAACUAAGGUUGAUUCCACGGAUUGGAUCGCCACUUCCUUGACUAGAAGGUUCGGCCUUGGAGCUGGUCUUGCAUGGGUUGGUUUUCUUGCUUUUGGUGUUGUCUCAGAACAAAUCAAAACUCGCCUCGAGGUUUCUCAGCAAGAGGCUAAUACAAGGAAUGUCGAGGAGUCAGAAGAGGUGAUUCUGCCUAAUGGCAUAAGGUACUAUGAUCUGAAGAUUGGCGGAGGAGACACGCCCAGGCGAGGCGAUUUGGUUGUGAUUGAUAUAAUGGGAAAAGUUGAAAGCACAGGAGAAGUGUUUGUGAACACAUUUGAAGGGGAGAAGAAAGCAUUGGCACUAGUAAUGGGGUCAAGGCCAUAUAGUAAAGGAGUGUGUGAAGGGAUAGAAUAUGUGCUGAAAAGUAUGAAGGCAGGUGGGAAGAGGAAGGUGAUUGUGCCACCUGAGUUGGGAUUUAGAGAGAAUGGUGCUGAUUUAGGUUCUGGUGUGGAAAUUCCUCCACUUGCAACACUUGAAUAUAUUGUUCAAGUUGAUAAAGUUUCCAUUGCACCAGCUUGA